CAAUUAGUACAUACACACAACAAGAAAUGAAUGAGUGAGAAUCAUGUGAAGUGCCGCCACACUCUCUCUCUCUCUCUCUCUCUCUCUCUCUCUCUCUCUCUCAAUCAAAAGCUUCAUCCUUUAUCAUCCAACAAAACACCCAUUUCUGUUUUCGUAAAUUAUCCUCACAGAUUCUUCUUCUUCUUCUUAUUGGUUCCAACAAUGGCUACAACAGCCUCAAGGUUCAUCAAGUGUGUCACAGUUGGAGAUGGAGCUGUAGGGAAAACCUGCAUGCUCAUUUGCUACACCAGCAACAAAUUUCCCACUGACUAUAUUCCUACAGUGUUUGAUAAUUUUAGUGCAAAUGUGGUUGUUGAAGGCAUAACUGUCAAUUUAGGCCUAUGGGAUACAGCUGGACAAGAGGAUUACAAUAGGUUGAGGCCUUUGAGCUACAGGGGUGCAGAUGUUUUUGUCUUGGCUUUUUCUUUGAUUAGUCGUGCAAGUUACGAGAAUGUGUUCAAGAAGUGGAUCCCUGAACUCCAGCAUUUUGCUCCGGGUGUUCCUGUUGUACUGGUUGGAACCAAAUUAGAUCUCCGAGAAGACAAACACUAUUUGGCUGAUCAUCCUGGCAUGGUGCCGGUGACUACUGAGCAAGGUGAAGAACUUCGGAAACAGAUUGGAGCUACGUAUUAUAUUGAAUGCAGCUCAAAAACUCAACAGAAUGUGAAGGGAGUUUUUGACGCUGCGAUCAGGAUGGUCAUCAAGCCUCCACAAAAGCAACACGAGAAGAGGAAAAAAAAGCAUCACGGCUGUUUCCUAAAUAUCCUGUGUGGAAGGAAUAUCGUUCGUCAUAAAUGAAAAAUGGUGGUAGUAUUCGAUUCAAAUUUCGGAAAGCUUUAUGUGACAUGGGGAAGCAGUUUGCAGAAAUUUUAAGCCUGCAUAAAAUCACUUGGGUGGAGUUUGCAGUAUAGUAUAGUACUAUAGCUACUUACAUUUGACCGUUUUCGAUUUAGUUUCUUGAUAGGUUUGAGGAAUUAUGAUAUAUUUGCAGCAUAUAUAUUGUAAAGAAAUGACAAUUUGUUGGUUAGUUACCAAUUUGUUUGCAUGUGAUGGAAUUAAUAUUCUAUGUACAUACAGGCUUACAAAACAUAUAUUAAUUAGUGAGAGCAUUAUCUGA
Molecule: messenger RNA, 1156 nt
Organism: Lathyrus oleraceus (garden pea)
Lineage: Eukaryota; Viridiplantae; Streptophyta; Magnoliopsida; Fabales; Fabaceae
Product: rac-like GTP-binding protein ARAC8
Exons: 8
Coding region: 31-837 (268 amino acids)
Biological process (GO): small GTPase-mediated signal transduction
Molecular function (GO): GTP binding; GTPase activity
Source: RefSeq, a predicted model, not a curated record